AUGCUGCUGCAGCAGCAGCAGCAGGGGGUGAUGCAGCAACAGCAACAACAAAGAAUUAGAGGAGACGUGCAAGGCGUGUCUACUCUCGAGGGCAACAAAAUGGCAAUGAAAGCCAUCCUUAAGGUGCAGAGCAAGCUGCAGGGUUUUGAUAGAGAAGGGGAGGCCCCCCUCUCGGUGCCUGCCUACGUCGAGCGUCUUCUUAACACAGCACAAAACCCCCACAACCUAUCCAGGCUCUUUGCUGGCUGGAUGCCAUUCGCAUAG
Molecule: messenger RNA, 264 nt
Organism: Eimeria mitis
Lineage: Eukaryota; Apicomplexa; Conoidasida; Eucoccidiorida; Eimeriidae
Product: phosphatidylinositol 3-and 4-kinase domain-containing protein, putative
Exons: 3
Coding region: 1-264 (87 amino acids)
Molecular function (GO): protein binding
Source: RefSeq, a predicted model, not a curated record